UUGUUAUUCUACACCAAAAACCAAAUAAACCGAACGCGAGUUAAUUCGAGUUAUUAAAAAAAAUUCUAUUUGUGUGGUAAUUGCUAUUUUGGAUUGGUUUUAAUUGCUUAAAAAUGAAUGGUUAUAUACCUGAGACUUCGUCAAAUGUUACUGCUAAAGAACAAGAAGUAACUUCACCAAAUCACGCGUUGAAUAUUUCUGAUUUUGUUUUCUCAAACGGAUUCCUGCAGGGUACUUUUUCAGACACAAAUUUGCAAAUCCAGGACAAUGUAUAUCGUCUCCAUGCCUUGUUUUUAGCGCGUUCACCUGUUUUAUAUCAAAAAAUAACAGAAGUGUCUUCCAACGGGAUGCCCUACAAUGUCAAAUUAGAAAUUGAAGAUCCUUACGUUACAAAAAAAUCAACCAUUUUCGUUCUUUCUUCUCUUUAUCGUGAUGCCGUUACUAUACCAGCUGAAUUGAACCCCUGUUGUAUCCUUGCUACUAGUGCGCUAUUGGGACUCGAUGGAUUGGCAUUUGAGGCUGCAUCAAGCAUAGAAAAUUUAAUUAAUCCAUUCACAAUGGAAAAUAUUCUUACUUUUUUGGACCCAAGACUAGAAGGCUUUGAAAGGCUUAAAAUCGGACCAUAUCCUAGAUACACCGCCGGCCUCUUUGACAAAGCUUUAGAAGUUAUGUACACCACUCUUCUUAAUCAUUGGGAUAAGGAGUACGUGAAUGUGCUUCGCAAUCUUCCUUUCCCUGUCAUUAAAAACCUUUUGGAAAGCGACAAACUUACUGUUGGUGCAAGCAGUAUGGCGCGUUACAAACUCGCUACAGAGAUUGUACGAAUGCGAAAUUCCUACAGAAAACAAUUUCGCAUAGAAGGACGUGGUGAUGAGAGUGUUGUAUUAGCGUUCGGAGAAGGCAAUCGAUCUAUUCAGCUAGUCAGUACCGCUUCAGGUCCUGAGUCAAGACGGAAAACACUUUGGAAGGCAGCCUCAAGUCAAUAAGUUUAAGUAAUAGUUUCUACGAAAGCAAAAUAUGCUCAUAUAUGAACUCUAUACGAUUUCUGGAUACCCGUUUAUCUGUGUAUGUUCUUAAUUAAUCUUGACUGUAAUAUAUUUUUGUCACACACAUUACACCAAAGAAAAGCAAAAUUGAGAAGUGUAAAUUAUAAAAUAAGCUUGUUUAUGUACUGACUUUUCAGGCGUUGU
Schizosaccharomyces octosporus yFS286 is the source of this 1190-nucleotide messenger RNA. RefSeq names its product BTB/POZ domain-containing protein Btb2. Lineage: Eukaryota; Fungi; Ascomycota; Schizosaccharomycetes; Schizosaccharomycetales; Schizosaccharomycetaceae. The record is from RefSeq and is a predicted model, not a curated record. The transcript is spliced from 2 exons. Bases 114 to 986 code for a protein of 290 amino acids.